AUGGGGGAUAAUUUAAAAUAUGAGCAAUACAAAGGUCCGAUCUUUGGCACACGGCACUUGCAAUGCUUACUAAUAUUUUUUGGCUUAUCAGUGACGCUGAUGCAACGCGUCAACCUUUCGGUGGCAAUUGUGGCCAUGAUGGAUAAGAAUUCAACAAAUCCGGACUUUGAGGAAUACCAGUGGUCGGAGAAGACGAAAUCCUAUUUGCUCAGCGCCUUCUUUUGGGGCUACUUUGUUACCCAAAUACCGGGUAGUCAGUUGGCGCACCGAUUUGGCGGAAAAGUGAUGCUGUUUGGCAGUAUAUCCCUCAGCGCAGUACUGACUCUACUCAUACCACUCAGCGUUCGUAUUGGUGAUUGGAAAUUACUAUUUGCACUCCGCAUGACACAAGGUCUCAUACAGG
Messenger RNA from Rhagoletis pomonella (apple maggot), 403 nucleotides. RefSeq names its product sialin-like. Gene Ontology annotation, cellular component: plasma membrane. Gene Ontology annotation, biological process: transmembrane transport; monoatomic anion transport. Gene Ontology annotation, molecular function: transmembrane transporter activity. The annotation marks the transcript as partial. The record is from RefSeq and is a predicted model, not a curated record. The transcript is spliced from 3 exons. NCBI's taxonomy places the organism in Eukaryota, Metazoa, Arthropoda, Insecta, Diptera, Tephritidae.